Molecule: messenger RNA, 1887 nt
Organism: Oncorhynchus kisutch (coho salmon)
Lineage: Eukaryota; Metazoa; Chordata; Actinopteri; Salmoniformes; Salmonidae
Product: prothymosin alpha
Exons: 5
Coding region: 695-1078 (127 amino acids)
Biological process (GO): positive regulation of transcription by RNA polymerase II; negative regulation of apoptotic process
Cellular component (GO): nucleus
Molecular function (GO): histone binding
Source: RefSeq, a predicted model, not a curated record
ACUGAAGACAAAGGGAUAAGAGUCUCUACCAGGGCUUUACACAUGUUUCUAGAUGGACGAAAUCAAGGACAACUUGUUUUGAAUACAAAUAUGUCAAAAUCAAGACAAGAAAGAACUACAAUUGGCAACAGCAUUAAUGAUAAAAAAUAUUGUUGUUUUUGAAUGUAGGGAAUGCUUGCAGUCACACAAAGGAACCACAUUCAUCAACGCACACUUCAAGCACGUUCUUAGAAUAGGCUAUUGCUUACAUUAAACACCAUUAAAAUGUCAAAUGUAAUUCAUGAGAGAAAAUAACAAUGUUAAUAUCCCUAAGAUACUUUCAAUUUAAAUAAUUUAAUGUUAUCACAUAAACACUUUCUUUAUGCUUUACAUCAGAGUGCACGCUUUACAUUUUCAACCAAUUAGGAGAAGGACAGCUGGGAGGAGCUUGAUAAUCGGGCUCAAAUUCGGAAGAUUGACAACAAUCUGUCCAAUAAGAACCGCUUAAACGUGUUUGUUACUUUAGAUUGUCCAAUUACGUUUUAGAUCGACCGUCUCCAUUCUAACUAAUGGACUACAGUUGAGCCUAACAGAUGUCGCUGGUGUUCAUAACUCUCUCCUCAGCGUGUCAUUGAAACAGGCUUAUAUCACUGCCAUAAACAUCAAACAAAGUAUUUAUUUCGGAAGCAAAUUAUACCCUUAAAUUAAACUAGCUAUGGCUGAUACCGCAGUAGAGACGACCACAACCACCGAGAUUUCAGCAAAGGAGCUUAAAGAGAAGAAAGAGGUUGCCGAGGAGGUGAUGGUGGAGAAGAAGGAGAACGGCAGUGGGGACGCACCUGGCAAUGAAACACACACAAAUGGUGCAGAGGAGACAAAUGGUGCAAAAGAGAAGACAAAUGGUGCAAUUCAUUCUGAAGUAACUCCAGAGGUUGAAGAGGAUGGAGAGGGAGAGGAUGCAGAAGAAGAUGCAGAAGAAGCUGCUGAUGAGGAGGUUGGCCACCCUGUGAAGCGCCCAGCUGAGGAGGAGGAACAAGGGGAAACAAAAAAACAGAAAACAGAAAACGAUGACUCAAAGGAAGCUGAAGUGGAGGCCUAGAACACUCCGUCUGUACUCUUCCGCAGCUCUGUCUACAUGACGUUGUCAACUUUACCUUGUAGAGCUUGUGCUUUAUGUAUGUUUUACAGAUUUUGUUUGCCCCCAAGAUAUUACAUUGCACUGGAGUCCUUAAACAUAGUGGCCUCCUCCCUUUUUUUAUAAGAUGUUAUUUAUUGGUUUCUUACGCAAAAAAAACUUGUGCAAAUAGGAUCCAUGCUGUUUUAUCAGUAUGUUAGUUUGUUGUUGUUACUGCUGACCAGUUGAUUCAGGCAGGCAGCUGCACCCUUCUCCACAUUUUCAAGGUGACCUCAGACUCACUAAAGACCAAAGAUAAGUUUUAAGCAGGGGCUAAUGGACUAUUGUUAGCAUUAUUAGUUCAGGCUUUUUUAAUACCUUUUGUUUAGUGCUGCUGCUAGUAGUUAAUCCUUUGUCUGACUGAUCUGUUAACGCAACAAUGGCACAAAUAAAAGAACACCUCCGUAAUCAAAGAUGGCUUGAUCCUGUUUAGGGGUCUGGCUUCUGCAAUGUUAAUUACCCCCUGUUAAUUCUUAAGGCGUUGGUCAUAUGUUUUGUAUGCAUUUUAAAACAAGUUUGUACCCAAGAUACUGUUUUUCUGUUUUAUUUUCAGUUAUUUUUUUGUCUGGUUGACUCAAAUUGUCUAUAAUGGUCUUUAUCAGAACAACAUUCCCAACCUAGUGUUCUUUCUCUUCUAGUGCAGUUAUAUUUCAUGAUUGCUAUUUGGUUGCUUCGGCCACUGCUUUGUAUAUUCUGGUUGUUGAUGAUUAAAUAAGUCAGUCUUGUCUUUUUAA